Bradysia coprophila is the source of this 1767-nucleotide messenger RNA. RefSeq lists its product as uncharacterized. Lineage: Eukaryota; Metazoa; Arthropoda; Insecta; Diptera; Sciaridae. The record is from RefSeq and is a predicted model, not a curated record.
UCGUCUCCAUCAACACGCACAAAAACCAUCACAAAUCACAUACCGCCACCGGCAAAUUGUUUUAACAUUUAAAUUGUUUGAGAACGUUUUUCUUAAACUUUCGAUAGAAAAUGUCGAUUGAAUUUCGAUUGAAGUACAUACGAGAGGCAAUCGACAAAGAUGUCAACGACGUUCUACUGAAAUGGAACGCUAGAAAGGUGUUGUUGAGUGAACCGUUUGAUGAGGAACGGAAAGAGCUAUGUCCAAAAUGCAGGACCGUGGGCAAAGAGAGCCUUCUAAAGUACAGUUACGUAAACUUGGACGAAGCCAUCUACAAAUGCGAAAGUCCGACAUGUCUGUAUCCAUUCCGCAAUUUCAAAUACAAGAACUUUGUCGACCGUACGAUUUUCCGCUAUGAACGGAUUGCGGAAACGAACGACAGUAAAACGGACCAGAAAACAUUCACAUCACCGACCAAAAUUGAAACCGAUGACAUCGAUGAGUUCAAUAUCAGCUGGUUGGGUGAUGUUUAUACCGAUGAUCUGGACAGUAUUAUAUCCGCGCCGUCGGAGGGACAAAACUGUGAUAUCAAAGACAUUAUAAAUGAUCUUUGUAAUGAGGUCGAAGCUACAACACCGGCAACAUUUAAUUCUCCAGCGAGAAAUGGAACUGUGUGCUCACCCCAAUCAACAGCUCCAAAGCUUUCAAAAUGCCUGCAGCAUAUUGAACACAUAUCGCCGACUAAGCAGACAAAUUCCAAUCAACUCAAAUCGAAGACGCCAGUGCGACGUCCUUUAACCACAUUCAAAUCUACAGCAAUCCGGAACAUAGCGCCAGCUGUAAAAACUGACCUCACGUCAUUUAAAAAGGCCCGAAACAGCAAGAAUCGACAGACCAGGCCAGUUCAAUCUGUUGUGGAACAGCAUCCGUUAGGAUUUCUCGAAUGGUUGAACGUCGUGAGUAAAACCGAACCGAAGCAGAUUCAAGAAUUGGAAUUUACGACGGUGAACGAAUGCAAGGAAAGCAGUGAUCUCAAUACCAUUAACACUGACCUUUCGACUAGCAACGCAGAAACAUCUACCGAAGCCAACAAUGUGCAGCCAAUUCUAAUUGAGUUGAUUGCUGCGCCCGAGGCACUCGGAUCGGAUAAAUUGUCAACCGAUACGAGACCAUGUCUGUUAUACAAAUUGGAUCACAGCAAAGUCGAGCCUACCAAUGAUCAAAUGGAAGCGCCAGUUGCUACACAAACGUUUGAAAAUCUGUUAACCGAAGAUCGUGCUCCGCCAGAAAAUAUGUCAUCCGAAGAUCAUGUCAUGACUCAUGACUCAUCGCAAGAUCAUAUCAUGCCAAUUGAAUCGAAUGUUGAACGUUCAAGUUUUGUCAGCGAAGAUAGUCAGUCCACCGAUUCUAAAAUCAUCAAUACCGAAUGGGGAACCGACAUCAACCUGUGUGGACAGGAUCACACUGCAACAAAUAUUGUGCCUACAAUGCCAACAGCAAAGAGUAAACGCCAAGACAAACAGAAACUGAAGAUUGAAAAGGAAAAACUGAAAUUGGAACGGAUGGAAAAACAGAAAUUGGAAAGGAAGAGAAAACGGAAAUUAGAACUGCAGGAAAAGCAGAAGACGGCAGCUGAUCUAAGAAGGAAAAAUUUUGGACGAAAAACCUUCAACAUUGAAGUCGAAGAAAAUUUCUUGGGCUUCGAAGCAGUGGAACCAUUCACACCUAUGCCAUUGCGAAAGAAAGAGUUGAUUUGGCUUAGGCUUGAAUAAAGCGCUGAUACAAUUU